Molecule: messenger RNA, 1280 nt
Organism: Aspergillus versicolor CBS 583.65
Lineage: Eukaryota; Fungi; Ascomycota; Eurotiomycetes; Eurotiales; Aspergillaceae
Product: alpha/beta hydrolase
Exons: 4
Coding region: 63-1058 (331 amino acids)
Molecular function (GO): hydrolase activity
Source: RefSeq, a predicted model, not a curated record
CCCAGUUCUCGCCUUGUUUGUCGUAGUGCUACUAGUUGUCAUCUACUAAAACACCAUCUACCAUGGCCGAAUACCGCCAUUUAACUACUCCGCACCCCGAAUGGGAGAAUUUCCCCCGCAAUCUCCCUCCCGGCACCCGCACCUUCUGGCUAAACAGAGACCACCUCCCAGUCACUCCUCAACCGGGGCUCGAGAUCAAGGAAUUCGACGUCCCAGUUCGCGACGGACAUCCAAUCAGCAUCCGCUCGUACAGGCAGUCCUCUGACGAUGGCGAUGCUGGCGAGAAACCCCUACCAUUGCUCAUCUAUUUCCAUGGUGGAGGAUUCGUCUCCGGUGGCCUAGAGUCCGACGAUGCCUCGUGCAGGCGCAUCGCCUCAGAGAUCCCGAUCCUCGUUCUCAAUGUUGAGUACCGACUUGCACCAGAGCACCGCUUUCCCGUUGGGUUUGAGGAUUGCUUGGACGUUGUUCGCUGGGCCGCAUCCCCACAAGCCAAAGACAAACUUCCUUCGGCCAUCGACUUGGAGUCCGGCUUCAUCAUAGGCGGAACGUCCGCCGGCGCAAACUUCAUUGCCGGGAUCGCGCAUAUAAUCGCACAAGAGACAGACCCCAGCCUAAAGCUCUCUUACCGACUAACUGGAGUCCUCUUCCUGGCUGGUACAAUCUGCCACGAGGAUGCUCGGCCUGAGAAAUACCGCGAUAGGAUACUCAGCAUAGACGAGAUCACCGAGUCUGCUGGGCUAACUAAGGAGGGGAUUAUAUAUUUCGCUGAAAAAUACGGCGCACCACCAGCCGACGUCCGUCGCUCGCCGCUUCUAUUUGAGUCUCAUAGCGAUUUGGCUCUCCGGGCUGUGGUUUAUGUCUGCGGUUGGGACCCGCGUCGUGACGAGACAUUGUUAUUUGAGCAGCUGUUGCGGGAGGAAGGGGUGAAGACCAAGAAGUAUAUAUAUCCAGGCCUUCCACAUGGAUUUUGGACCAUGUGUCCUGAUUUGCCCGUUUCGAAAGAAUGGGAAAACGAUCUCCUCGAAGGUGUGAAGUUUCUGUUAGAAGAUUCGACUUAGUAGUAGGUGAUGUGGGAUUGAACGGAGCUUUAUUGAAUUUUGAUAUUAUUGUUUUAGCUAAGGCUAGAAUCCCUCCCUAGAGGUAUUCUGGGUAUAUAGUGGGAAACCAGUAAUGUCCUGCCUGUCUUAUGCGUCGUGAAGGGCUUUAAACCGAGAUACUCCCCAAAAAUUCCAGAACCAUUCUAGAACAUACAUGCAAGCAUAAAAAACAAAAAAUGUGAC